UGUUUCAUUCUACCGCGUUUGCGAUCUCACUCUUCUCGCGCUCACACACACGUUUGGCUGGCGUCGAACGUUUGAAUUCGAAUCGAAGAAACAAGAAACGAAGAAGCCGCCUUAUCGUUGAGAAACCGUUGAAUUGGUCAAACAAACUGAUACAAACCCCCAGUUAAUCUAACAAAUUCAAGAUGAGUGAAGAUACUGUUCGUGUUGCUGUACGUAUCCGACCUUUAGUAAAGAAUGAAAUAGACAAAGGAUGUCAAGCAUGCUUAGAUGUUGUUCCUGGAGAACAACAAAUAGUAGUACGUAACACAGAUAAAAGCUUUACGUUUAAUUAUGUCUUCCCUCCUGAUGUUAAUCAGGAAGACUUUUAUGAAACAGCUAUCAAAGGAAUGGUGGAAAAUAUUUUUAAAGGAUAUAAUGUAACUAUAUUAGCUUAUGGCCAAACAGGAAGUGGUAAAACUCAUUCGAUGGGUACAAAUUAUAUUGAAACAGAAGACACAGGUGUAAUACCAAGAGCACUGCAUGAUAUAUUUGAGAUAAUUCAAUUAAAAAACGAUUGGAACUUUAAGGUUGUAGUCUCGUUCAUGGAACUUUACCAAGAGCAGUUGUAUGAUCUCUUGGCUGACAAACAAAGGAAUGAAUCUAUUGUUGACAUCAGAGAUGAUGGUAAAAACGUUAAAGUUUCUGGGGUUGUAGAAAAAGAGGUUGAAAAUGCAUCGGAAGCAUUACAAUGCUUAACUCAAGGAUCCCAAGGUCGUGUGACUGGUGCUACGGCUAUGAAUGCUCAAAGCAGCCGUAGUCAUGCUAUAUUUACGAUAUGUAUAUAUCAACAGAAGCAAGAUGACCCUAAUACAGCAACAACAGCUAAAUUUCAUUUAGUGGAUUUAGCUGGAUCUGAGAGAAGUAAAAAAACCCAAGCAACAGGAGAACGAUUUAAAGAAGGUGUUAAUAUAAAUAAAGGUUUAUUAGCAUUGGGAAAUGUUAUUUCUCAAUUAGGAGAGGGAGGUUGUACGUCUUACGUUAGUUAUCGGGAUAGUAAACUCACGAGGUUGUUGCAAGAUUCUCUCGGUGGUAAUUCCAUGACUCUCAUGAUAGCGUGUGUGAGUCCAGCAGAUUAUAACUUAGAUGAAACUCUUAGUACAUUGAGGUAUGCAGAUAGAGCUAGGAAAAUAAAGAAUAAACCAAUAAUCAAUCAAGAUCCAAAAUUAUUAGAAAUAAACAAAUUGAACAAGCUCGUACAAGAAUUGAGACUUGCUUUGGUAGAUCAAGAAAUUAGGAUCUCCUGUCCAUUAGAGCAUCAAGAACUUCAAGAGAAGAAUCAGGCUUUGCAAAAGAAAAUUAGAGACCUGACUGAAAAACUUAAUGAAAAUCUAAUUGAAAUUGUAGUUAUGCAUGAAAGAGCAGAAUUAGCUGAACAGAGUAGAGAAAAGAUUCAGGCUGAUAUGUUGAAGAUAUUAGAAGUGUGUAAAGAGAUAUUAAAUGACUUUGAUAAUAAUCCUGAAUCAUAUGCUGGACAUCGCGCGAAAAUAGAAGCUCUAUAUUUAAAAAUUCUCGAUAUAGACAAAGAUCACAAGAAGAAAUCAGAAGAACUCAUACAUUGUGGACUGACAUCUUCUGAUUCUGAUAUAUUUACGAAAGACGGUGAAGAAGAAAUGCAUGUGGAUUCGGGAAACUCUGUAAGUCAGGACAGCAUUGAUGAUAUCGAUGAAAAGCAAGAGGAACAUACUUUACUUCAAGUGAAAAGGAAUGACAAAGUGCAAGACAUUAAUAAAGAACUAGCUAUUAAAGAAAGCCUCAUGUGUCAACUCCUACAAAAUUCUGCGCAAUUAAUCGAUUACUCCAAAGAAAUACAAGACAUGGAGCAGGAAAUAAAAACACUUCAAAACGAAAGAGAAGAACUAUUGCAAGCAUUACAAAAUGUUCAGACAAGUAAUGCAAGUUCAAAAUUGGCGGAAUCCCGUCGUAAGAAAGUACAAGAAUUAGAGAAAAAAAUAUCAGAAUUAAAACGCAAGAUCGUAGAGCAAGAUAGAAUAGUUAAAACGAAAGAGAAACAAGAUCAACAGAUAAAACAAUUGUCUAAGGAAAUGAAUUCAUUGAAACAGACUAGAGUCAAAUUAAUUAGACAAAUGAGAAAUGAAUCCGAUAAAUUUACAAAAUGGAAGGGAUCCAAGGAGAAAGAACUGAAUAGACUGAAAGAUCAGAAUAGAAAACAGGUGAAUGAAGUAACACGUUUGAAAAUGUGCUAUUCUAAACAAGAAAAUGUAUUCAGAAGAAAAAUGCAAGAAGCAUUUGCAGUUAACAAGAGAUUGAAGGAUGCUCUCGAUUUGCAAAAAAAAGUAGCAGCUACGAAAAAAGCUAAACUAAAUAAUAAUUUAGAUAGAAUAAAAACCUGGCUAGAUCAAGAAUUACAGAUAUUAGUCAGUACCGUAGAUGCAGAAUACUCUUUAGAAAAAUUAAUGCAAGAGAGGGCAUCGCUCGCAGUUACACUACAGGAAUUGCAGGACUCUGGUGAUGAAGAAAAGAUAGCCGAGCUUUCUGAGUUCUUAGACCUACGUAAUACACAAAUUACUGAUCUUCAGCAAAAAAUAGUUCAAUCAGAUCAGGACAAUAGGAAAAAUACGAGGUGGCAAUCAAUCCAUACGAUGGAGGAAGCAAAAUCUGCACUUAAAAUAUUAUUUAAACAAACUGCAGAGGAUAGACGGAAACAAUGUGCACGGGAAUUUGACUAUAAUGAGUUGCUGGAAAAAUAUGAAAUGCUGCAAGCACAAAUGGAGGAGUAUAAAUUGAAAGAGAAAGAAAGGCGCAUUUCAAAACAAUUGGAAUUAAAUAAAAUGAUAAACCGAGUUGCGGAAAUUGACGAUGAUGAGACAAUGAAAUCGAAAAAAGACGUUCAGACUCUAGAACAAACAGUUUUAAUGGAAGUACAGAAUAAAAAUGAAAUAUCGAAAUCGAAAAUUAGGAGGCAAACGAAAGUUACAGACCUAAUUGAUGAAAACACGUUUCCUGACUCAGACGGGAGUCAAAUUUAUGAUGACGAUGUCGAGAAGGAUCCAGACUGGACGCGCACACCUCUUUACAAUCGAAUGCGAAAAUUUUGGAAUACAUCAAAGAACACUUCCUCUGAACGAUCUACGCUGAAACGAUCAUCGGAUGGUGAUAUAAAAUGUAAUUGUAAAACAAAAUGUGCAACUCGUCUUUGCUCAUGUCGCAAAAAUAAAGAGAUAUGUAAUAGUAAUUGUGGCUGCAUUCCUGAAGUUUGCAAAAACAAAGAUAUAAAGAAUCUACGCGAAACAAUAUUUGAUUUUGGCGAAAUACAAAAUGAAGCUGAAUCAAUAAAGAAACAAAGACUGUCCGAGGAGGAACAGAUGAGUAUCGGGCCAUAAAUAUAAUUUUUGGUCAAUAAAAUAGCGUCCUUUAACAAUAAGNAUUUUGUAUAUUAACUUGUAAAUUUCAUUAAUUUUAUAACUUGUAAAUUAUAUGAAUUUCAUCACUUUAAAACUUAUGAAUUUUAAUCCAUCGACACUUUAUGAAUGCCAUUACUUUAAAAUUUAUGGAUAACAAUCAAUCGACACAUAAUUGUUGUAUGUAUAGUGUAUGAACGGUCACUAUAUUUAUAUGUAUAAUAAUAAGUAAAAUAUUUUGUUAUAGUAUAAAAUAAAUACAUAUGAAAUAAAUA
This is a messenger RNA of Megalopta genalis, 3673 nucleotides long. The record is from RefSeq and is a predicted model, not a curated record. Lineage: Eukaryota; Metazoa; Arthropoda; Insecta; Hymenoptera; Halictidae.